AUGAAAAGAGAACAAAAGAUAAGGAAACUAGAAUCUGAUUUAAAGAUUAAGCAAAACGAAAUUGAGGAAUUGAAUCAGCAAAAGCCUAAACUUGAAUCUUAUAUUAAAAAGCUUGAAGCUAGGAAUGAGGAGCUAGACAGAACUGUUAAGACACUGAUAAGUAAAGUAUAUUCACUUGAAAGUAAAAUGAAAACAGAGUCACUUGGACCUGCUAAGCAAACAAGUGAAAAAAUUGAAUCCUUAUUUUAUACAUUUUAUUUGUCAUUUUUUUAUUUCAGGAUCGAACUGUGUUCGUUCAGCGGGUUCAAAAUCUACCCUGGUCAUGGCAAGAAAGUUGUCAAGACUGAUGGAAGGGUUUUCCAGUUUAUCAGUUCUAAAUCCGAGAGGUCACACUUGAUGAAGAGAAACCCUCGUAAAAUCAACUGGACAGUUCUAUACCGAAGAAAGUACAAGAAGGGUCAGUCUGAGGAGAUCUCCAAGAAGAGGACACGUAGAACAACAAAGUUCCAGAGGGCAAUUACUGGUGCCACCCUGAAUGAUAUCCUGGCCAAGCGUAACCAGAAGCCUGAAGUGAGAAAGGCUCAGAGAGAGCAAGCCAUAAGAGCUGCUAAAGAAAAGCAAAGAGCCAAGGAUGCACAGAAGAAGGCACAGAGGGCAACUUUACAGAAGGCCCAGCCUAAACAGAAAGCUGCAAAAACGAUGCAGACCAAGGCUCCAAGAGUGGGUGGAAAGCGAUAAUUUAUUGUACAUAAAACUUGAAAAUAAACCUGGAAAACCCACAA
Messenger RNA from Mercenaria mercenaria, 782 nucleotides. RefSeq names its product 60S ribosomal protein L24-like. The record is from RefSeq and is a predicted model, not a curated record. Bases 1 to 738 code for a protein of 245 amino acids. Gene Ontology annotation, cellular component: cytosolic large ribosomal subunit. Gene Ontology annotation, biological process: cytoplasmic translation. Lineage: Eukaryota; Metazoa; Mollusca; Bivalvia; Venerida; Veneridae. Gene Ontology annotation, molecular function: mRNA binding; structural constituent of ribosome. The transcript has 6 exons.